This is a messenger RNA of Loa loa (African eye worm), 150 nucleotides long. RefSeq lists its product as hypothetical. The record is from RefSeq and is a predicted model, not a curated record. Lineage: Eukaryota; Metazoa; Nematoda; Chromadorea; Rhabditida; Onchocercidae. The transcript has a single exon. The coding region runs from base 1 to 150 and encodes 49 amino acids.
AUGCCAGUAGACAAAACGCCGUUGUUUCGUGCUCGAGUGAAAAUGAUGCGAACACAGGAAGCAGCGCGAUUAAAACGAGCUCAGAUGCAAAAGCAACAACGACAACAGCAACAAACAGAAAUUCCUCUUAACAGCUUCGACGGCGAGUAA